AUGUCAGACAGCCCCUUCGGCCUCACGCCCGACGAAGUCCUGUACUCGCAGACGCCCAUUGACCUGAGCAAGCCGUACGACGAGAGCACCGUCAAGGGCAGCACCAUCGUGAUUACCGGCGGCGCCAGGGGCAUUGGCGAGGGUAUGCUGCGUCGGUUCGCACCGCUCGGCGCGACGGUGGUGAUAGGGGAUGUAAACACGGCGCGCGGCGAGGCGCUGAUCAAGGAGCUGCGGGAGUCGACGGGGAAUGAAAACCUGCACUUCCUCCAUGUCGACGUCGUCUCCUACCCCUCGCAAUGCGCCUUCUUCCGCUCCGCCCUCGCCCUCUCCCCCUCCGGCCACCUCAACACCAUCAUCGCCAACGCCGGCGUCGGCGAAGUCGGCCACUUCGAAUCCCCCACUGGCGCACCCGACACCGACCCGCCAGAGCCACCAAUGACCACCAUCGACGUCAACGUCAAGGGCGCAAUCUUCACCGCCCGCCUCGCCCUCCACCACCUCAAGAGCACACCGCCGGGCCAGGACCGCCACCUCCUCUUCCUCGGCAGCCUCGCCUCGUUCGCCGCAGGCCCUGCAAUGGCCGUCUACUCGGCGAGCAAGCAUGCAGUGCUCGGCUUCUUCCGCUCGCUGCGCCUGUAUCCGUCGGCGCGGGAUGGGGUAAGGAUGAAUAUUGUGUGUCCGUAUUUUGUGGAUACGCCGAUUUUGCCGCUGGGCGGGAGGACGAUCCUGGCGGGGUUGGAGAGGGCGCUGGUGGAGGAUGUGGUCGAGGCGGCGGCGAGGUUUGUGUGUGAGCGCGGGGUGAUGGGGAGGAGUCUGUGUGUGGCGCCGAGGGGCAGUGGGGGCGUGAUGGAGAUGGGCGUGGGCGAGAUGGAGGAGGUGGAGGUUUUCUCGAGGAGGAUUGUGAGGGCGCUGAAUAGGGAGGCGGCGGUGAGGGCGUGGGUGCAUAUGUGGUGGGAUUUGUGGGUGCUGUUUGUGGUGGGGCCGAUUGUGGGGCUGUUUAGGAAGUAUUAA
Messenger RNA from Morchella importuna, 1011 nucleotides. RefSeq lists its product as uncharacterized. NCBI's taxonomy places the organism in Eukaryota, Fungi, Ascomycota, Pezizomycetes, Pezizales, Morchellaceae. Bases 1 to 1011 code for a protein of 336 amino acids. The transcript has 3 exons. The record is from RefSeq and is a predicted model, not a curated record. Gene Ontology annotation, molecular function: oxidoreductase activity.